CCGGAAACGAUCACCACCUCAUCUCCACACCACUGACAGGAAAUACGAGACCCUCUCCAUAUCUAGUAGUCACGCCUAAAAAGUAAAACCCAUUUUGCUGUGGCUCCUGAACUCUGUCUGGAAUUAUAAAUCCCCACGGCCACUGCCUCCCGGUCUCGAUUGAUCUUCGCUUCUUUCGCUCUUUGCUGCCAAACUUUCCUUCUGUCUGUCGUUACUGUCUGUGUCUGUUUGUCCUCACCAUGGGCUUCAAACACCUCUUUCUGGCUGCUAACGCCCUCUCUCUCACCCCCCUGGCUUCGGCUUGGACUUUCGUUUGGGCGAAUAGCACCGAUUCAUCAACGAUUGAGACGGCGUCGACGUCGCAGAAAUGUAAACAGAUUUAUCUGGAAGAAGGGUCUCCUUUCAGUUGGAAUCCUGAUGGGAGUGCCUGGUGUAUUGGGCUGUGGAAGGACAAUGGAUGCUCGCAACGGGGUGGUUUAUCCUGCGACAGCAAUGAAUGGGGGCACAAUGCCACCCAGAGUAUCGGUUCUUUCAAUGUGUAUAAGAAGUCGUCGACUGCUUCUACCACUUCUUCAUCUUCCACUUCCACGUCGACUUCCACUUCGACCUCGACUUCAGUAUCAUCGCCAUCAUCAUCGCCUGUCGUUGCAGAUGCUGCAGAUCCUGCAUCCACAGACUCAUCCCCAAAACACGGCCCACCACUCUCCCCCGGCGCCACAGCCGGCAUCGUCGUCGGCAUCGUCGCCGGCGUCGCCAUAAUCGCAGCCCUCUUCUUCAUCUGGGGCCGACGACGCCGCAACCCAGAAUCUGCCCCUCUGGCAUCAUCACCACCACCAUCAUCCCACCAACAAGACCCGCCCGCAUAUACAAACUCCAUCCCCGAAGCACCAGACACCACCGUCAACAAUGCGCCUGCAGCCGUGUAUAAGCCGGUCCCGAUUCAAGGCGAGAAGAUGAGUACGUUCCUGGCAGAAUCGGCUGGGAUGGACGGGCAGAAGAAGCCUGCUGUGCCGCCGGCAGAGUUGGCGGCGGAUUUGGGGAUGGUCGAGUUGGGGGAUACGAGUUUGGGGAGGAGGAAUUGAUUUAUUUGUAUCUUGAUAUCCAUUUACUUAAUUUACAUUGUUUUGUUGAUAAUGCGAUUGUAUGUCCGAAUGCGGAAAUGGACCCGAUGAUGACAGUAUACGUCAUCCAUAAUGAACACAGAAUGCCAUCAUUUCUUAUAUUUAUAUGCCAAUACAUUUGUCCAGGUA
Molecule: messenger RNA, 1250 nt
Organism: Aspergillus wentii DTO 134E9
Lineage: Eukaryota; Fungi; Ascomycota; Eurotiomycetes; Eurotiales; Aspergillaceae
Product: EGFR-like transmembrane domain-containing protein
Exons: 1
Coding region: 240-1082 (280 amino acids)
Source: RefSeq, a predicted model, not a curated record